Messenger RNA from Kwoniella botswanensis, 522 nucleotides. RefSeq lists its product as uncharacterized. Lineage: Eukaryota; Fungi; Basidiomycota; Tremellomycetes; Tremellales; Cryptococcaceae. The transcript has a single exon. The record is from RefSeq and is a predicted model, not a curated record. Bases 1 to 522 code for a protein of 173 amino acids.
AUGAACCCAAACAACCCUUGGGCCAAUGUCGGUGGAUAUCAAUAUGGAUACGCCUAUCCUCCCACACCACCAAUGAGUCCUCCAUCUCGACCUCCCGCUCAAGCGCAAAAUCCAUAUGCAGGUCAAGCGCAAAACCCCACUCCACAACAAAAUGCUAAUCCUAAUUUAUUCGGAGCAGGUAACAUUCCGAGUGUUCUGAUGCCUAAUCCCAGUACCGGAGGAUUCUCAUCAUUGAAUCAACCGAAUCUCAGUCCAGAGAAUGGUUGGACCUCGAUAUCACCUUAUCAAAGACAUUCAUGGAUAACCGUCACUGAUCUCCCUGCCAAUAUGGGUCCAUCAGCUGCCUCUUUAACCUCAUACCAAGCUCCCCCCUCACAAGUCGCCAGCUCGAGUUUUUCUAACAAGGCUACCAGGCACUGGGAAUGCGAGUUCUGCGAUACUAGGAGGAAUGAGGAUGAUGGUCUGUUGUGGUGUCAUAAGUGUAGGACCUAUACCAAGACUUUAUGGUGCGAAGGACCAUAG